AUGACGUACAAUGCGAUCCCUGUCGGUGGCUCCAUGGUCGCCUUUGUCGACAUCUGGACUGGUAUCCUCUUCUGCGACGUGCUCGACGGGGAGAGCCCAAAAGUCCACUACCUCCCGCUGCCAUCAACAAGUAUCUCUAAGGAAUCAGCGCCCCGCGUGUUGUGUGUAUCAACACCUCGCGAUGUGCUCAUCCAAAAAGUAUCUGGCUCCAGCCACCUCUGCAUCAGGUUCGUCGAGGUGGUGUGCAGCCCAAUCUUUGAGAGCUGGCGUGUUACCUCAUGGAGCACCACCACCACCAUGACAACCCCUUGGUGCCACCUCGAUGGUUGGCGCAAGUACCAGGAUGUCUGUGACCUGGACCUCUCGGUGGCCGACGGUGUAUGCUAUGAUGGACUGCUGCCCGAGACGUCGGAGUGGGACAGCGACGACGAGGAAGAUGGCCAGCGCACUCUUGGUUCCCUUUACCUAGACAUGCCCAGGAUGAGCUUGCACCAAGACAAUGUCGUCUGCUUCAUGGCCAAGCGCUACAUGAAGAAGUUGGGGACUUGGAUCAUCGCUGUUGACAUGGAAAACAAGAUACUUCAAGGAGUCUAUCAAUGCGUGAGAUUAACCAAAGAAAUAUCCUACAGCACCGUCUCAUUCCAUGUUGAUAUGGCCGCUGCUCCAGUUGUAAAGGGAGACCUGAAGCGGCUGGGAGCGCGUCUAGAGUCAUAUCCGCAGAAGAAGUUUUGCCAUGAGCAGAUGGUGUCAUCCCCCAAUAGUGAGCAAGUAAAUAGCAUCAUGUCAACUCAAGAUGGCGACGAAAUGGACUUGGAUCAAGAGUGAUUUGACGAAGCUUCUAUGGCAAAUGGACUUUUGAAAUGCAAUAUCUGCUUUUACUUUAGCUAUGGUGAUGAGUUUUAGUAGUAGUGUAACAUCCUAAAAACUGUGCAUUUUCAAAUUCAUGCAUUGCAUC
Lolium rigidum is the source of this 955-nucleotide messenger RNA. RefSeq lists its product as uncharacterized. The transcript is spliced from 2 exons. Bases 1 to 825 code for a protein of 274 amino acids. Lineage: Eukaryota; Viridiplantae; Streptophyta; Magnoliopsida; Poales; Poaceae. The record is from RefSeq and is a predicted model, not a curated record.